AUGAACUCUUUUAUUUCUAACACUACUGACGCGAAGGACGAUGAUUCUGCACUUGUGACAGAUCAUGGUAUUACUUUUGAUCUUGAGUCAAACGUACCAACUUCUGGGAGGAGACGGAGACUCUCCAUUCACCGGCGGCUUUCUGAAGUGUCUCUUUCAGAAAAAGUCGCCCCAGAGACUGUGUUACCAAUUGCUUUCAAAACUAUCUCUCAUAGGAUUGAAGAUCAAGCUUCUUUACAUUAUCCAAACCCAAACUUGGAUAAGAAAACAAAGGAGCUUUCCGAGAAUACUUGGCAUACAGAUGAUAUUGACACUCUUACACAAACAUUCCGCACCAACCGUUCUUCGGGUUUAUCCCUCCAGCAACAUACCGAAGCCUAUAAGAAGUACGGUUCUAAUGCUCAAUCAAAACCACCUUCUGGUCUUUUUAGAAAAUUAUUAACAUACUUUUUUGGAGGGUUUGGGUCCUUGCUUAUGGUUGGAGGGGUGUUGUGUUGUAUUUCAUGGAAACCUUUAGGUCAACCACCAGCUAUCGCUAAUUUAGCACUUGGUGUUGUUUUGUUUAUUGUAUUUUUAGCCCAAGCUACAUUCAACUUUGUUCAAGACAUUUCUACCUCUAAAGUGAUGGAUUCAAUUCAUGGAAUAAUGCCAUCUGAAUGUCAAGUCGUAAGAGCAGGUGAACUAUGUGUGAGUCAAGUUAGAGAUUUGGUGCCCGGUGACUUAGUUGUGAUUGACACUGGUACCAAAGUUCCUGCUGAUAUUCGUCUUGUUGAGUGCAGCCUUGAUUUGGCUUUUGACCGAUCUGUUUUAACAGGUGAAUCCAAACCAAUCCAGGGCUCAACUGUACCGGACCUCAAAGGGGCUAACUAUUUAGAAUCACGUUGUAUCGCCAUGCAAGGUUCUUUCUGUGUUACAGGGACUGGUCGUGGUAUUGUCGUUUCUACAGCAGAUGAUACUGUCUUUGGACAAAUUGCUAAGAUCUCUUCACAACCGAAGAAAGGUCUAACUCCCUUGCAGAAGGAAGUAUUGCGUUUUGUGAUCAUGACCACUGGUAUCAUUAUUUGUUUAAUCGUUCUUGUGUGUAUCUUGUGGGGCGCUUGGCUUAGAAAAGAUUACCCUGAUUGGAUUAGUGUACCUACUUUGAUUGUUGACAUUGUUUCUGUUGCAGUUGCCUUCAUUCCAGAAGGUUUACCUAUUGCUUUGACAACUUGCUUGGUUAUCACAGCUAGUGUUAUGCGUAAAAACAAGAUUUUAUGUAAAUCUUUAGCAGUUGUUGAGACUUUGGGAUCUGUUAGUGUGCUCUGCUCUGAUAAGACAGGUACUCUAACCAAGAACAAAAUGUUUGUUACGGAUUCAUGUUUAGGGUCGGAAAUUUUAAAUCCAUACUUUCAAGAUGAAGUAAGUGAGAAACAGGAACCCAUACAGAAUAUCGAUGGUAUCGGUCACAUCCAUGCAGUUGCUGGGUUGUGUAAUAGUGCUACUUUCGAUCCGAGAACAACUCACCUCCCCUUGGUUGACCGUGCAAUGCAUUCUAAUGCAACAGACCAGGCUAUCUUAAGGUUUGCUGAAGCGUUAGCGCCUACUGGAGAACUCAAUAUGAAUUGGACCAUGAAAUCGGAAUUAUCAUUCAAUUCCAAAUCGAAGUUCAUGUCAAGAUUAUACGAGAACAACGCUGCCCAUAGCAAUUUUUCAUGCAAGGAGGUGGGACUCACUGAUCCACUGUCACAGUAUUUAUUCACCAUUAAGGGUGCCCCGGAUAUCUUACUCUCUCGUUGCUCGCACUAUCUUGAAGGUUCUAUUGUUGUUCCCCUUCAAGAAAAUAUCAGAGCUAAAGUUAUGGAUAUCCAGAAUUCUUGGGCAAAUCAAGGUAAACGUGUGGUUCUUUUGGCUUCAAGGAUUGUUAACAAGGACAAAGAAUUGUCGAAAGAAUUUUGGAGUGAUCCUACUGAAAGUUCCGCUUAUCUUACAUCUCUUUCUGCAUCCAGAUUGACUCUUGUCGGUAUGGUUGGUAUUACCGAUCCACCUAAGGAUGACAUUCCUGAAGUGGUAUCUACAUUGAGGGCUGCUGGUAUUAGGUUGGCCAUGGUUACAGGUGACUUUGAACUUACUGCUGUUGCAAUUGCUAGAUUGUGUGGAAUUAUUACCAAAGAUUCAGUUGAUAAUGCAAGAAUGUUGCAAGAUAAUAUUGAAAUUUGCAGCCAAAAUUCUAAUCCAUUCGAAGAGAUCGACAAGGCAAUUGUGAUUACGAGUAGUGACAUCGCUUUACUUUCUGAAGAUGAGUGGAGAGUAUUAACCAAGUAUAGUGAAAUUGUAUUUGCAAGGGCAACUCCCGAUCAGAAACUACGGAUCGUAGAACAAUUUCAAGCACAAGGUCAUAUCGUUGGAAUGACUGGUGACGGAAUCAAUGAUGCGCCUUCUUUAAAGCAAGCAGAUGUGGGAAUUGCCAUGGCAGAAGGAUCUGAUAUUGCUAAAGAAGCCUCUGAUCUUGUUUUGCUUGAAUCAUUUUCAUCCAUGGUUAUUGCGUUAAAAUAUGGAAGACUUGUGUUUGAGAAUUUGAGAAAAACUAUUGCUUACUUACUUCCUGCUGGUACGUUCGCUGAAUUAUGGCCCGUAUUGUUAAACGUGAUAUUUGGCUUGCCACAAGCUUUAUCCUCGUUCUGUAUGAUCAUCAUUUGUUGUCUUACUGAUUGUGCAGGUGCGAUUACAUUGGCAUACGAAGCUCCUGAAAGUAAUCUCCUUCUUAAAAAACCUCGAAGUGUAACGGGAGAACGUCUUGUGGAUAUGAAAUUAUUCAUGCACUCUUACUUUACUAUUGGUACUUAUUAUGCAUUUACUUCUAUGCUAGUUUGUUUCCUCUAUUUUCAACGGAAAGGCAUCCCAUUUAAAAACCUUACCUUAUCCUAUGGUGAUUUUGGGGAAAUCACAUCGGAAAGUGUUGCUAAUGUUGGUGAAUCAGCAUCUUCGGUAUAUUUUGUAAAUUUGGUCAUUAUGCAAUUCUUUAACUUGAUGGCGGUACGUACUAGACAUUUAAGUAUAUUCCAACAUCCACCAAUUAUGAAUCCGCUCACCAACAAUUAUUUGGCUUUUGUUGCGAUUGUUUUUGCAUUAGGGGUUACCUUUUUCUUCAAUUACAUUCCUUGGUUCAAUAAAGUUUUAGGAACAGGUCAUGUUCCUGUGGAGUAUUACUUUAUUGCAGUUGGAUUUGGUGCAGUUGUUUUGUUGUACGAUGAAAUCAGAAAGUACUAUGUGCGUAAAUAUCCUAAAUCAAUCUUGGCAAAAAUGGCAUGGUAAAUCUAAAUACAGUUUGCUAAGUUUUUAUUUAUAUGGGCAUAGUUUAUAUAUAUAUAUAUAUAUAUAUAUAUGUAUACAUAUAUAUAAUUUUAUAAUGGCAUAAUGUAUAUGUACAGAGCUAUUUACAUGGCAAUACCAAGGACGUC
Messenger RNA from [Candida] anglica, 3437 nucleotides. NCBI's taxonomy places the organism in Eukaryota, Fungi, Ascomycota, Pichiomycetes, Serinales, Debaryomycetaceae. The record is from the annotation of a GenBank genome assembly.